This is a messenger RNA of Gasterosteus aculeatus aculeatus (three-spined stickleback), 1624 nucleotides long. RefSeq names its product GTPase IMAP family member 9-like. The record is from RefSeq and is a predicted model, not a curated record. Gene Ontology annotation, molecular function: GTP binding. NCBI's taxonomy places the organism in Eukaryota, Metazoa, Chordata, Actinopteri, Perciformes, Gasterosteidae.
UGCCGCCCAAGUGGAAGUAAGAAUGAUUCAUGACAGGUUUCAGAAGGAGAAACUCGUGACAGGACGCACAGCAGGAAGAUCUUUGUAGCUUGUAGACAUGAGCAGGGCAGACUAUCAAGGGUUCGGAGGUGCCGCAAUUCCAAACGAAUGGAGGAUUGUUCUAGUCGGGAAGACCGGAGUGGGAAAGAGUGCAACGGGAAACACUCUCCUGGGGAGGGAAGCAUUUGAGUCUGAGCUGUCUCCAUCUUCCUUAACGUCCGAAUGCCAGAAGGCCAAGGGGGUUGUUGGAGGUCAAAAAGUUGCCGUCAUCGACACCCCGGGGCUGUUUGACACUAAUUUCCCCCAAGAAGAAGUGUUGAAGAAGAUCAAGAUGUGCAUCUCUCUCUCUGCUCCUGGUCCCCACGCCUUCCUGGUGGUUUUCCAGCUGGACAGGUUCACCAAGGAGGAGCAGGACACCGUCAGGAUGAUUCAGACCACUUUUGGGGAAGAUGCGGCUAAAUACACAAUAUUGCUGUUCACGCAUGGCGACCAGCUGGGGAGUCAAACCAUUGAUGACUUUAUUUCAGACAGUCCUGAACUGCUAGCCAUCGUUAAGCAGUGCAACCAACGCUACCACGUCUUUAACAACGAAAUCAAAGACCCCAAACAGACCAGUCAGCUCCUGGACAAAAUUGACCAGAUGACCAAGGCUAACGGAGGAGGCCACUACACCAACGAAAUGUUCUUGAGCGCAGAGGCAGCCAUAGAGAAGGAGAAACUGCGACUCCUGAAGGAAAUGGAGACGAAGAGGGAAAUGGAGCUGCAGGAACUGAGAUCUCAAUAUCAGGAAAGGGCCUACCGCAGGGAGAUGAAGCGGGUCAAUAGAGAAUAUGACCGUGAAGCCAGAUCUCAAGCUGAAAAAUCCAAUGACUUUCUCACUGCUCCGGUAGUAGGUGUGGCAACAACCUGUGGUGCUGCUGUCGGGGGUCUGAUUGGGAUUGCAGGAGGUCCAAUUGGGAUUGUAGUGGGAGUCGCAGCUGGAGCAGCUGUUGGAGCUGCCAUUGGUAUGGUGUCUAUCAAAGUGUCCGAGCGCUGCCAUGUGCAAUAAGGACCGUACAGCAUACAGUUAAAUGAUAAUGUUUAUAGGCCAUUGUAACGUGGUUGAUUCUUAGGGGUCCCGAGCUUUAUUUUUCAACGUUGCAGCCGUGAUUGUGCUCCUGGCGUCCAGAUCCUUCGCUUUGACUGCUUUCCCUCAGAUCUCGCUGGAUGGCCACUCCUGCCUAAAUACAGGGAGACAAACAAUUCAUCACAUGACGGCAGCUGAGGCCUUCACCUGGCACCGUUGCCUGAGCCACUCCCCCCUGUUCCUUCUGCUACCGAGCCAAACCACGCCCGCCACCACAGCGAUCAUCAGACACCAUCUAGACAGCGAUUGGCUCCCAGUUAAACUCCAUGUAUACGCAAAUGACUCUCAAUGACUUUUUGUUCAUUUAUUUUGUUGUUGACUUCUACUCUAUUUAUCAUACAGCAGUCUUUUACUGUUUAAUGUCAAACAUAAGUAAAAUCAUCCAUGUAAUCACCUUGAUGGAUUGUGCCUGGAUGAUGUCAUGUACGUGUAUCGUCUAAAUAAAAGACUUAAACUGCA